UUUUUUUUAUCUUCACCAAACACUUAUAGAGAUGCAAUCUUUCACAUCUCUAUCCUCAAUAGGUACAAACACACCAUCCUGAAUUACCCCCAAACAUAAAGAAACAGAUUUUACUCGAGUCUUUUGUGUCCCCUGUUUUUCCUGUUCAACCCUAUGUUUUUAUCUGUUCAUCGAUAUUUCUUGCUUCUUUUAGUUUCUUGUUUCUUUCUUUCUUUAUUCUUGUCUAUGCCUAUGGUAGAGUUGAUUCAGAAUUUUAAAUGGGGAGAGCAACCGUGCCUGAUAUAAAAGGGAAAGGUUUCAGUGAAUUGGAUAAGGAAACCAAAGCGAAUAAAGUUCCCGAUACGAAUAAAAUUAGAAACACUACUUCUUCAGAUAACCGGGGAAAGAAGAGCAGGAGGCGACAAAGGAAGAUGAUGGCGUUGCCGGCGUCUGCUGUGGUGCACCCGGUUCAAAGGCUUUUCAAUGCUUGCAAGGACGUUUUCGCCUUUGCCCGAACUGGAUUUGUCCCUUCUCCCGAUGAAAUUGAACUGCUUAGCGCUCUUUUGGAUGAAAUUCGGCCAGGUGAUGUUGGUCUUACCCCACGGAUGCCGUUUUUCAGUCCGCAAGUAACUCGACGAGCUCCGACGAUAGCAUACCUGCACAUCCACGAGUGCGAAAGGUUUUCAAUUGGCAUCUUUUGCUUGCCUCCAUCCGGUGUCCUUCCGCUUCACAAUCACCCUGGAAUGACUGUAUUCAGUAAGCUUCUCUUUGGGACUAUGCACAUCAAAUCAUAUGAUUGGGUUGUCCCUACCACAUCAGCUGUUGUGGAUCCUUCACAAACUCAACAUUCGGAAGUCCGGUUGGCUAAGGUUAAGGUGGAUUCCGACUUGACUGCGCCUUGCAAGACCUCCAUACUUUAUCCAGCUGAUGGAGGCAACAUGCAUUGCUUCACUGCUGUGACGGCAUGUGCAGUGUUGGAUGUUCUAGGCCCUCCUUAUUCGGAUCCCGAAGGAAGGCACUGUACGUACUACUACGACUACCAUUUCACAAGAUUCCCAGCUUAUGAGCAGGUAUCAAUACCAGAAGAAGAGAAAGCUAAGGUAGCUUGGCUUCAAGAGAGGGACAAACCUGAGGAUUUGGUGGUUGUUGGAGCUCCAUACACUGGUCCCGAAAUUAUGGAAAGCUAAUCUCAAAGCCCUCAUCACAUCUCUUGCAAU
Messenger RNA from Hibiscus syriacus, 1196 nucleotides. RefSeq names its product plant cysteine oxidase 2-like. Lineage: Eukaryota; Viridiplantae; Streptophyta; Magnoliopsida; Malvales; Malvaceae. The coding region runs from base 258 to 1166 and encodes 302 amino acids. The transcript is spliced from 5 exons. Gene Ontology annotation, molecular function: oxidoreductase activity, acting on single donors with incorporation of molecular oxygen, incorporation of two atoms of oxygen. The record is from RefSeq and is a predicted model, not a curated record.